Molecule: messenger RNA, 2142 nt
Organism: Didymosphaeria variabile
Lineage: Eukaryota; Fungi; Ascomycota; Dothideomycetes; Pleosporales; Didymosphaeriaceae
Gene: QNS1
Product: glutamine-dependent NAD(+) synthetase
Exons: 2
Coding region: 1-2142 (713 amino acids)
Biological process (GO): NAD+ biosynthetic process
Cellular component (GO): cytoplasm
Molecular function (GO): NAD+ synthase (glutamine-hydrolyzing) activity; ATP binding; glutaminase activity
Source: RefSeq, a predicted model, not a curated record
AUGGGGAGGUUAAUGCAUGUUGCGACAUGCGCUCUCAAUCAGUGGGCUCUGGACUUCAAUGGAAACAAGGACCGCAUAGUAGAAUCCAUCCGAAUCGCCAAGAGUAAAGGAGCAAAGCUUCGCGUGGGGCCUGAGUUGGAAGUCAGUGGGUAUGGCUGCCUCGACCACUUCCUCGAAGGGGAGAUCUACGAGAAUUCCAUGGCCAUGCUCCAACAGAUCCUCGAAGACAAGUCCCUCCACGACAUCAUUAUCGACCUUGGAAUGCCCGUUCUCCACCGCGGGAAUCGCUACAACUGCCGUGUCGUCAUCCUUAACUCCAAGAUCCUCAUGAUUCGUCCCAAGAUGCAUCUUGCCAACGACGGCAACUACCGCGAGAUGCGCUACUUCAUUCCCUGGAAAAAGCCUCUAAAGGUUGAGGAGUUCGUUCUACCAGAUGAAAUCGCUAAGAUUCAGGGCUCGAGGAAGGUGCCUAUUGGAGAUGCAGUGCUGAGCACGAACGAUGCUUGCAUUGGUGUCGAGAGCUGCGAGGAGCUAUUCGUGCCGGAGAGUCCGCAUAUCAAUAUGGGCCUGAAUGGCGUCGACAUCAUCACCAACUCGUCGGGCUCCCAUCAUGAGCUGCGCAAACUUGAGACCCGCAUAGCGUUGAUUCUAGAAGCCACACGCAAGAACGGCGGAGUUUACUUGUACAGCAACCAGAAAGGCUGUGACGGCGACCGCCUUUACUAUGAUGGGUGUGCUAUGGUUAUCGUUAACGGCCAGAUCGUCAAUCAGGGAAGUCAGUUCAGCACGACCGAUGUAGAGGUUGUCACUGCUAUCGUGGACAUCGAGGAAGUCAAUUCGUUCCGAACCAGCCCUGCGAGAGGCGCACAGACCCAGUCUGCUCCAGAAUACACACGCAUCGACGUCGACUUCUCUCUCGGACAGGGCGAAACCGAUCUCGACCUCGACGUGUUCCCAAACAAGGCCCAAUCUCUGCGUGUCCACGCUCCCGAGGAAGAAAUCGCCCUCGGUCCAGCGUGCUGGUUGUGGGACUACCUCCGUCGGUCCAAAUCCGCAGGCUUCUUCAUUCCUCUGUCUGGUGGCAUCGACAGCUGCUCCACGGCAACACUCGUCUUUUCUAUGUGCCGCAUAGUCUAUGCUUCAGUCAAGGACGGCAAUGAACAGGUCAUUGCAGACGUCAAGCGCAUCUGCGGCCCUUAUCACCACGACAACAACUGGCUUCCCAGCUCUCCACAAGACCUCUGCAACUCAAUUCUCCACACGGCUUACAUGGGAAUGGCCAGCCAGUCCUCCAAUGAGACCCGAUCUCGCGCCGAGCGUAUGGCCAAAGACAUUGGCGCAUACCACACAGACCUAAACAUCGACCUAGCCUUUGACGCGCAGCGCCAAAUCUUCACCCAAGCUACAGGUUUUGACCCCAAGUUCAAAGUCUACGGCGGCACCCAAACCGAGAACCUCGCAUUGCAGAACAUUCAAGCCCGCCAGCGCAUGGUAACCGCCUACAUGCUCGCUCAACUGCUCCCCACCGUCCGCCAGCGCGAUAAUGGCGGUGGCCUCCUCGUCCUCGGCAGCGGCAACGUCGACGAAUGUCUCCGCGGCUACCUCACCAAGUACGACUGCUCCUCCGCAGACAUCAACCCCAUCGGCUCAAUUUCCAAAACCGACCUCAAGCGCUUCGUCCGCUGGGCCGCCAAGUCCUUCUCCCUCCCCAUCCUCGACGAGUUCGUCGAUGCCACCCCCACCGCCGAGCUCGAGCCCAUCACCGCAGACUACGUGCAAUCCGACGAAGCAGAUAUGGGCAUGACGUACGCGGAACUCUCCGACUUCGGCCGCCUGCGCAAAGAGAAAAAGGCAGGCCCGUACACGAUGUUCUGCCGGCUUGUGCACGACUGGAAGGACCGCGCGAGUCCGAGAGAGGUCGCGGACAAGGUGAAGAGGUUCCACCACUUUUACGCCAUCAACCGGCAUAAGAUGACGACUAUGACGCCGAGUUAUCAUGCGGAGGCGUAUAGUCCCGAUGACAAUCGGUUUGAUCUGAGACCUUUUCUGUACCCGUCGUUCUGGGAGUCUUAUUCUUUUAAGAUGAUUGACCAGCGGGUGGAGUUGCUGGAGAAGAGGGCGAAGGAGGGUGGGAAGAGCUAG